GCCAGUCAUCAGAAAAAAAUGUAAAAACUCGAAGCUUGUGUUAUGUAAAAAUAUAACUACAGGUGAAUUUAGAAAGAUAUUCAAAUACUCGGACGGAAAAUCUGAAGAUGUUAUAACUCAAAAAAGUGCAAAAGAAGAACAUUGUCUGAACCAAGUUAUUGGUGUCUCACAUUGUAAUUCUGCGCUGUGUACAAGUGUCUGGAAAGAUAGCAGAGUAUAUAUAUAUAGAAGAUAUUGAAUCAAGGUUAGACUUAGACUAAACUCAUAUUGUUAUCCGCCCUAUUGAUUAUUAAUACAAUGAUUCAGCAAUCAGGAAGACGUUCAGAAUUCGGCGUACCAGAUCUAGGGAGUGAAUGACCUUUGAUAUAGUGUCCAGCACAUGAAGGAACUGACCAUGUACAAGAAGAAAAUCACACAUCUCUUACCGCGUAUUUGUCCAAUUCUUCUGUUCCUUGCACGUGUCAUCAACGCCACGUGGUGGCUACUAGGAAUGACCACCACCUAUGAGAAAGUUCUUCAACUAAACUCCACUACUUAUCAGAACUUCUGUAAAAAUCUACACUACUUGGUGGAGAAACAGCAAGACUUAUGUGGCCUUAAUCACAAUGUCCUGAUAACGGUCGGUCAAGGGGCUAAAAUGGGAAUUAAAGAAUGUCAGUAUCAGUUCCGGACGAAUCGGUGGAACUGUUCUACUUUCAAUGGCAUUCCCAACGUUUUUGGUGAAGUUUUAAACGUCAACAGUCGUGAAAAAGCCUUUGUAUUCUCCAUAUCAGCGGCUGGAGUCGCCUACAGCAUCACUAAAGCUUGCAGUACAGGAGCGCUUGUUGAUUGUGGAUGCGACCCUCAUAUUAGAGCACGUGAUACAAAGGGACGCUGGGAGUGGGGUGGAUGCUCUGACGACAUAAAACAUGGGUCCAUAUUUGCCAAGGACUUCGUUGACUCGGGAGAAGAUCGGGAUUCUCCAGAUGGCCUAAUGAAUAUACACAACAAUAGGGCCGGAAGAAAGGCCUUAAGAAAGAACCUGGAAGUACUGUGUAAGUGCCACGGUGUUUCCGGUUCCUGUUCUGUGAAAGUAUGCUGGAGACGGCUGAAACCGUUCAGGUUUGUUGGUGAUUGGCUGUCCAAGAGGUAUGACGGUGCUACCCACGUCAAGACAGUCCAGAAGAGGAGAAAACUCCGGUUAAGACCCUUUAAAAAUUACAUCAAACAGCCCAGCAAGAAGGAUUUAGUUUAUUUUGACGAAUCUCCAGAUUAUUGCAACAGGAAUGAUGCCCUAGGAAUGCUUGGAACGGUGGGUCGCCUGUGUAAUCAGAGUAGUUAUGGUGUGGACGGCUGCAGACUGAUGUGUUGUGGACGAGGCUAUCAAACUGUCUUACGUCACGUGGAAGAGAAAUGUAAGUGUAAGUUCAAGUGGUGUUGUAAAGUACUGUGUGAAAAGUGUCGUUACAUUAGGGAAGACCACUAUUGUAAUUAAACAGCCGUCCCUCAAAAACAAAGAUCUCUCUCGUCUAAUAGGAGCGAAGAUCGGACCCGUCGUCCCACCAAGCACGAAGAAAUAACAAGUGGUCUUCCAAAUCGUCCAUCGGCGUCGUUUCGAAUGAACUGUGUAUAUCAAGACAUUAUAGUUUCUGCCUCUCGUGGCUCUGAAUGUUUAACAGUAACCAAUAUUAUUCCUCUCUGAACAUGAGGAUUUCAACCUCUCAACAUCUAUUGUUUAGUAGUAGUUUCCUAAUAAUAUCUUUAUAUUAAGUCCGACCCUCUAAACAGGAGGAUUUUAACACUCCCAGCUCCUACUGAAUAGCAGUACUUUGCGAAUAAGAUCUUUAUAUUAAGUCCGACCCUCUAAACAGGAGGAUUUUAACACUCCCAGCUCCUACUGAAUAGCAGUACUUUGCGAAUAAGAUCUUUAUAUUAAGUCCGACCCUCUAAACAGGAGGAUUUUAACACUCCCAGCUCCUACUGAAUAGCAGUACUUUGCGAAUAAGAUCCUUAUAUUAAGUCCGACCCUCUAAACAGGAGGAUAUCAACACUCCCAGCUCCUACUGAAUAGCAGUACUUUGCGAAUAAGAUCCUUAUAUUAAG
Messenger RNA from Limulus polyphemus (Atlantic horseshoe crab), 2082 nucleotides. RefSeq names its product protein Wnt-1-like. The record is from RefSeq and is a predicted model, not a curated record. Lineage: Eukaryota; Metazoa; Arthropoda; Merostomata; Xiphosura; Limulidae. Gene Ontology annotation, cellular component: extracellular region. Gene Ontology annotation, biological process: canonical Wnt signaling pathway; multicellular organism development; cell fate commitment. Gene Ontology annotation, molecular function: cytokine activity; frizzled binding. The transcript is spliced from 5 exons. The coding region runs from base 380 to 1474 and encodes 364 amino acids.